AUGGAUAUGCCUGAAUUGGCUAAAAUCUUACUUCUUCAUGUUCGAUCUCGUAUUUGUGCUGCUCUUAUUGCUUCAGCUGUGUUUAAAAGAUAUUCUAAAUCAUCUCAAACAGUUUACUUAAAAGAAAAAUUCUUAGCUCAAUCAUCAGACUUUGAAACGUAUGCUGCAAUGAUUAUUGAUAAAUGUUAUGAAUUUAGUGAAGAAUGUGCUUGUGAAUUACUCUUACGACAAAUACCACUUUUUGGUAAUGUUACAUGCAUGCAGGUUGCUAUUUCAAGUGAAAGUAAAAAAUUAGUUAAAACAGCUUGUUUUGAUCAAACAUUAAAUCAAGUAUGGUUUAAUAAAUUAUUCUUGACUAAUCGUCACACAACAGCAAAACUAUUACAAAUUCCUUCAAUUCUUACUAUUGGCUUUAUAGCGCCUAUGAUCAUCAGUUAUCGAGAGGAGGAUGAAGAGUCAACGAAUAAUACAGCAAAUAAUGCUCUAUCUGAAGAAGGUAUAAACUAUUAUGUUGAUAGACAACAUUCAAAACAAGACACAUGUACUAAUUAUUGGACACGUUUUCGAUAUUUUCAUGAAAGUUCAAUGAUAAAAAUGUCUUAUCAUUUUAUUAGUUAUGUGUGGUUUUUACUUGCAUUCAGCUAUAUGAUGCUUUAUCAUCUAGAUGGUCAAAAUACAUUGACUAUUCCUCAUUGGACUGAAAUUAUUGUGAUUAUUACUGUUUCAACUAUGUUUUGUGAAGAAGCUCGAAGACUUUAUCAUGAAUAUGAUACACGAAUGACUGAACGAUGGGGCUCAACUGGAUCCGCUUUUUUAACUGUGUUGUCGAAUGUAUUUUAUAUUAUGCCUUAUAUUCUUUUCUAUUUGGGUCUUGGCUUUCGAUAUAGUAGUUAUAGUGAAAGUUUACUUACUACUGCAAGAAUUAUUUGGGCACUUGAUCUUGAAUUAUGGUAUCUUCGAUCAUUAAAAUUUGUUAUUGCUGUUAAAUUUCUAGCAAUAGCUGCCUAUGGAGUUGUAUCUCGAUCAUUAAUUCUUUAUAAACAAGUACCAUUUACUGGUCGUGGCAUUUUUGUUCAAAUCUUUUACGAACCAUAUUGGCUUCUUUAUGGAGAUGUAUCGGAUAAAAAUUUACUUGAUGACAUAAUUAACAGUAAUAGUAGUAAUGCAACAGGAAAUGUUGCAGAAGCAACGGCAACACAUGUUUUGUUAGCAUUUCAUAUGUUAUUUAUUAACAUUCUUUUACUCAGUUUACUAACUGCCGUUUUUGCCUAUUCAAUUGAUCACGUUCAAGGCAACACAGAUUUUUAUUGGCGUUAUUAUCGUUACUCCUUUGUACGAGAAUAUUUCGAACGCUUACCAUUAUCUUAUCCCCCAUUUAUUGCUAUUUCACAUGUCGUAUUACUUUUGUUGACUAUUCAUCGUGAAUUUUGUUCACUAUUGGGUCGAAAUCAAGUGACUGCUGACAAUCAUGUACCCCUGUCAAAAAAGCUCACACGUGUUUUUAAAAUGAUUCCUACAAAUGAUUCACAAAAUGAACAAUGGGAUUCUUUUGAAAAUGCUGCAACGCAUAGUUGUAUUCGUUCAAUAUUAGAAAAAAGUGAAAACCAAGAUACCUCAACAACUAGCCAUGAAAAACCGAGUAAAAACAAUGACCAUCCAAUCAAACAAAUUAAUGACACAACAGCGUCCUAA
This is a messenger RNA of Rotaria sp. Silwood1, 1692 nucleotides long. Lineage: Eukaryota; Metazoa; Rotifera; Eurotatoria; Philodinida; Philodinidae. The record is from the annotation of a GenBank genome assembly.